Messenger RNA from Candidozyma duobushaemuli, 1212 nucleotides. RefSeq lists its product as uncharacterized. The record is from RefSeq and is a predicted model, not a curated record. Bases 1 to 1212 code for a protein of 403 amino acids. Gene Ontology annotation, molecular function: nuclease activity; DNA binding. The transcript has a single exon. Lineage: Eukaryota; Fungi; Ascomycota; Pichiomycetes; Serinales; Metschnikowiaceae.
AUGCCUGCUCCCAAGAGGAGGGUCAAAAAGAUUAUACCGCCUUCAAGCUUUAGUCAACAAGUCGAGAAAAGGCUAGAUGACGCAAAUGCUACUGAACCCGUCACCAAUCCACCGAAGCAGCCAUCAAAGAUAGCCACGAGGAAGCUUAUACCAGAAUUUAUUGAAGACGGAUUAUCUGACCCAAUUACAAGCUCACCAAAAACAAGUCAAGUGUUUACUGAACCAGCCAGUCAGACGAAACCACAAAAGCCCAAUCAAAAGAAUGAGAAGUUUUCUAAGAAGGACUGGAAGGAGGCCAACAAGGCAACAAGGAAGAAGGAGGAGAUCCUUUCUGAAAUGAUUAUUGAGCUUGCGUCCUCCGUCGAAAGCAAGCUUGGUGGGACUUACUUUGACGAAGUAUUCACUGGCACUCAGUGUAGGAAGAAAACGACAAACAUCCCCAGCAUUUCAUGGAAACGGAAAGUGAAGGCAAUACUCAACAAAGAGAAAGAUGUAUUUGAGCCUUGUGAACCGAGGGAGAUCUCAGAAAAGGUUAUUGUACUAUUCUAUGAGGCGGAAAACUUGGUAGAACAGAUACAAAAAGGCAGUUUGAGAGCCGAUCACGAAUUAGCGGUUAGAAGUGCAGCGGCUGAAGAACCGAGAAUUGAUUACUACGUCAUGGUGAUGGUAACUGGUCUCAAAGAGUAUCUUCGAAAGCUUCAAGGUAUAGAAGAUAGGGCCUACAGAGAUCAAAUGCUCAAAAAAAUGAACGAGCCGGUGUCCAAGAAACGGAAGCAGGAAGAGGUCAUUCUCAAGGCUUCCGAAGCCCAACUUUGCAUUCAGCAGGCUGGUGUUGAUCUCGGCCUCAAUAUGUUCAGUGUCAGAAAUCAACAAGAAGCUGUCGAAUGGCUCCACUCAUUCACUUACACCAUUGGAUCUGCGCUUUACGACAAGUUCCAAAGAAACGCAAGCCUUGCGAACAUAGGCACUGUCAGACUGGGCACCGACCAACGAAGCACAUUCAUCGAGGUACUCAAGAAGUUCAAUCUCAUGACGCAACCAAGAGCCGAGAAGCUUUAUGAAUUUUACACUUCGCCCGUAGCGAUAUACAAGCGGUUCCUCACUAAUGAUUCGCUUGGAACUGUCAAGGGUAAAAAUAUCGUACCUCCUUCUGCCAAUGCAGCAAUGAAGCGAGUAUUUACAGCUACAGACCCAUCGCAGGUUAUAACAUAG